Pseudomyrmex gracilis is the source of this 2034-nucleotide messenger RNA. RefSeq lists its product as uncharacterized. The record is from RefSeq and is a predicted model, not a curated record. NCBI's taxonomy places the organism in Eukaryota, Metazoa, Arthropoda, Insecta, Hymenoptera, Formicidae. The coding region runs from base 125 to 1996 and encodes 623 amino acids. The transcript is spliced from 6 exons.
ACGGCGUUCGAGGACGGGAACACGUCCAGAUCGUGUAAAUAAAUAAAUAAAUAGAGCAAAAAAUUUGAAAUACCAUGAACCAAAGUAUUGUGCGUUAAAAUAAGAAACGUCGUAAAGACAAGAGAUGAAAUCUCAGGCUCAAACUUCACUCACGACCUUGUCCAUGAUCGAUCUCCAAGAGUUGGAAUCUCAAGCGUCCGUUAAAGAUGCAGCUAAUCAGACAUUUCUGCAAGGUGUUCCAACGGUGACAAUACCAAUCGCAGUAGAACAUGAAGCAUCACAAACGAUGUAUAUGAGCAGUCCUUGUCCGCCCGCGGAAUAUUCUCAAAAUAUUUUACAUUCCAUGUCCUAUCGGAUGCCCGCAUUUACACACCACCGUUCAACACAGACUACUGUGACAUUUACUCCUGUAACAUCAGACCACGAAGCAAUAAGAGAUUUAUCAAGCCGUACGUACAAAGAGCUUCAAGGAAGCCAUUUGCAAGAGGAUUUUGUAGACACAAAGACUAUAAUCCUUGAGAUUUUAAACUUUUUAUUGUCCCGCGCGUUCUGGAUAUCCGAUCCCGAUGAGGUUGCCGCUGAAACAAACUGUCAAGAAACACAAACUGUAAUACGAUACAAUCACAAUGCGAACAUCAUAGUAUUGGACAAAGAUGCGCAAACCAAAUUAACUUGCGAGCCGCGACACUCGAACAGCAAGUUACUGGUUGAAUACAAAGAAACAAAGAAUUUUAUCCAAUUCUGUCUCGAGGAGUGUCUCUCGGGACUCGAUUCUCGUAUUAUCGUCGACGAACUGAUCGACGAAAUAAUUGCGAAGGGAGCGGAGAUAUUGAAGUAUCCCAUGAAAGAGCAAGUGAUUCAAACCGUAGCCAGUUAUAAAUCGCGCGAUAUUAAAGAAAAAGAAGUGCUGCAGAAGUUACGGGCACGCGUCGUGAUCGAUCCUUUAGAGGCAUCAACCGUCGUCGUGCCACUGAUAGACGAUCUACUGCUUUUAACUUGCGCGCAAGUGUCACGUGACGCUCGUCGUAUUGUUAAGAACAUUCUUGAGUCAUGGAUUUGUCGGAAAAUCUUAAUCGAUUCCAUCCUUGCUAAACCUCGGAAACAGUUGCAACUCGAUUCCGUGGAGCAAAUACUCGAUCGGAGAAGAAAAAUGAUCGUCGAGUCUAUGCUAAAGAAAGAAACGAAGACCGCAGUUACUCAGACGGAACUCGCCGGAGUUGCCCAAGUUACGAAGAUAAAAGAGCCGAAAGAAGUCUUGUGUUCGAUUUGUGUCGAGCAGUCGUUGUGCCAGUGGUGCGUAGAAGCUGAAGAGAAAAAAUUAGUUGAAACGUCCGAAAUCGUGAAGUUACGACGUACGCAGGACAUACUCUUGGCAUACAAACCGUGUUACGUCGUUGCGACUGCUUCCGAAGAGAUGAGGAGUCCGCAUUUGCAACCAGCUGGCAAGAUGAAGAAAAUUGAAACACCAAGCACCGCAAAAUUAUAUGCGGCGCGAUGUGCGACACCUGAAAAAACAAACAUCAAUGACAGUACUAUUGAUGACAUAACACUUUCGAAAGAAAAUAUCCAAGUUAAAAAUUCUGUUUGUGGAUGGACUCAUGUCAUCAACGAUGCGUUAGCAAAGUCGUGGUCACCAAAAGGCUCUGCUAGUAAUGAGAUUGUUACCACCGCGACAAGUUCAGUUGCAAAAGUUUGCGAUAAGAAAUUGUCUCAAUACGUUCCGAACUUGCAAACAGCGAAGGCAUUGCAAGUAUUAAAGAACACAUUUUGCACUCGCGACACGUGUUCUGCCAUUCUCACAACAUUAGAGGAACGCAAUUCGAUCGUUACAGACGCGAAUAACAAGAAGUUUUGUGAUUUAACGAAUUGCACAUUAGUGAAGUGCAGUAAACAACUUACUUAUACCGACGUCCAAAUAUGCGCGAGGCCACGCGUCGAUAAAUUUAAAGCUUCUACCCAAUCUUUAUCGGAAAAUUACUUGAAAGUACCAAUUUAACAAUAAUUGAUGUAAAUUUCACAUUAUUUAAUAUGUAA